Macrobrachium nipponense is the source of this 9709-nucleotide messenger RNA. RefSeq names its product ecotropic viral integration site 5 ortholog-like (gene Evi5). The coding region runs from base 4949 to 8059 and encodes 1036 amino acids. Lineage: Eukaryota; Metazoa; Arthropoda; Malacostraca; Decapoda; Palaemonidae. The transcript is spliced from 20 exons. The record is from RefSeq and is a predicted model, not a curated record.
UUAAGACCAGGUGUGUGUAGUUCUUAGUCCUGCUUAUGGACCUAGAGCACUAUCACACCUUCCUUCCCCCAUCAUCAUCAUCAUCAUCAUCAUCACCAUCAUCAUCAUCAUCAUCCUUUUAUCCUUUUAUCCUUCCUUUCUAACCGAGUCAUAAGGCUCAUCAUCAUCGUCAUCAGUCUAGAUUCAUCAACGCAACAUCCUACAGAAGAAUUUACGUAUCGCCUGAGACAAUCCACCGGGUUCCUAUCAAUCCUUAUCCUUGUCCUUUUAUCCGCUGGUACAGUAGGAUCCUCGUCUACACCAUCCUAUUCCGCCUCUGGUGACAGAAGGAUACAAGAAGGCUUCAUAUUCCCAGUGGCUCUCUCAGAUCAAGUAGGAGCAGAAGAAGGAGACUCAAGUAAGAACGUAAAACUAUAUCAAGCCACCUGGGAACAGACGCUGGACUUUGGGCUAAAGUCCAAGAAAGUGCACUCCUGAAGAAGUCCUUCUCCUUACAGACUAUUGCCUUCGUAUCGGACAAGUUCAUCUUCGCUUCUGAGUUUGUUGCUGAUUUCAUUCUUUGCUCUCAUCCGAAUCCAUAUUUGUUGUGCUUCAUCUACGAUCGAUAGGAACCAAUAUACUUUAUCAUUGCUUAAGUAAUUAUUUCAUUAUUUUCAUUUCUCGUUUCGCAUAACUGACUGACCUUUUAGGUAUACUGACUGACCAAGUUAUAUCUGUGCUGUUGUUAGGGUUUACGAUUCUUCAAGUGAGGAAAUCUAAUCUGUAAACUGGUGCGACCGAAUUGAGCUAUAUAUUUGUUGUGACUGUCGAGUGUUUUGUCCUCCCGCAAAAAGAGUAACCAUCUCUUGUGAAACAUCUAUGAACAUUGAAAAAGUAUCUCUAGAAAUACAAGAAUAAGCAAGUGUAAGGAAACAGUGUUUACAUUACGUAGAGACUACUACUCACUUCACGAACGUCAAUCAUCAAGAAUUAUAAGUUCAGUUUUUAAGUUCUGUGCUUUUACGCUCUCACUUCUUGCCAUUUUGUUUCUGUAGAUGCUUCUCUUCCUCUGAAAGAAACGACACCAGCUUCGAUCGGCGCACUUGAGGGGCAAAGUUCCUUUUGUCACCAGAGAGCUACUCAAAAGGUCAAAAAAGAGCCUAGCAGAGUGACGCCCGCCUGAGGAGAAGAACCUGGGAGAGGAGGCUGCUGAAGGAGCGUAUUUUUUCCUCUCGAAGUCACUAAACGGGAUCUUGACCCGCUGUGUCAAAAUAAGAACGUUACCUCCUGAGACUUCUCCAAGUGCGUUUGACACGGUCUGUGGCGCUUCGCUUUGAGAGGGUGCGUUUAUACGCUGAAAUUAACGAGCGUAAUUCUAUCCCCCUCUGUUCUGCUUCGUUAAGCUAGCUAAGUUAAUAAGGAUUUCUUAUGAACAGUUUCAAACUAAAUUAGAAAGUGACGUCCAGUCGACGCAGGAAAAAUUGAGACAAGAAAAGUGGUUGAAUGAUCAUCUAUACAAAAAGAGAAAAUCAUUUCGGCAAUAAUACAAGAUAUAAAUGAAUUUGUCGUCGAUAAUUUCUAUCAUCUAAAGAAACUCACGUAUUAGUAUCGAGGUGAAAAGUUUUUUAUUAUAUGAAGAACUCAUUAAACCUCCUGUACUUUCUUAAGAGAAUUGCAUAACAGACUUUACAAUAAUAGGAAUCAAUGCGCUUAGCACUUCAUAUAAGAUAAACUCAUCAUCAAUCAACGCAAUUUAGAGUUCCCCGACGCCAACUACAGCAAUUAACAGCUCAUAGAGAGUCUUUAUCUCUUCCUUUCAUAUCUUUUAACUUUUUUUCUGUCGCGUAUUGCAACACGCAAGGCAUCAUUAAGAUUAUCCUACAUUUUGUGUGUCAAGUCCCGCCAUUGAUUUGCAAGGAUAAACAGGUUACUAGUUCACCAAGAGCAGAGUUGCCAACGAUUCCCCCCUUCCUUCCUUACCUGCAGCAUUAUUCGAUCCAUACUGGCUUUCUUACAUUAUUCACAGACCGGACAUUCCAUCGAUUGCUAAUAAGCAAUUCACUGGCCAGAAAUAUAUUGUUGUUCCAGUUGUUCUUAAAAAAGAGAGACGCAUUAAAAUUGCAAACGUAGAUUGGUAACGCCUGUGAGAGGUCGAGUUCGCGUGUCUUCUUAGUUGCACGUCAGACCACAGUCGCAGGAAAAUAACAAACUUAAGCCUACGGUAAUUGACAGUGCCACACACCAUCCAUUCUUCCGUGUGAAAUAUUGGCAUUCGAUCAUCUGGCAAGAAAAGAGGUCACCCGAUUCGAUCGUUUUUAGGAAUAGUGUACAAGGUUUUGUUUAUUUGCGCAUAUUACGAGCUGAGGAAAACUCCACUGGAUGCGCGGUCACCGCUACUCGAAUGAUCAGUAGUUGCGUAUCUAGGGCAGCUGGUGAUGAUUGCGCGAGUGAAGGGUAGUGUGCCAUCGAUUCUGAAUUAAGAACAAAAAAUAAGACGAGAAACUGACGUCAUUAUCUUCUUUUCUUCCAUAACAUACGUACAAAACAAAAAAAGUUCUUUUGUGUUUUGAUUUGGCUAUUUCGUCUCCAAAGAAGUUAUCUUGAUGGUCUUUCUUAGAAGCAGACCAUAAGGGAUUUAAUGGCACUAAUCUAAUACAUAAAUAAGCUGAGUUUCCAAAGGCGGUGAUUACCCACGGUCGGGUUACCCUUGAACCAAUUAAUGGGUUCUCUCGUUACCAGUUUCUGCUCGAUUCAAGUAGACAGAGUAGUUUUUAUUCGUUUUAGUUUUUAGAUUUAAAAAACCAUUUCUAUUGCGUAAGUUUUCUGUAUUAUUAUUGAUUGAUAGCAUUAAUUUCUAUAUAACAUUCACCUAUUCAUAAGUAGUGAGAUUACGAUUAUUCCCUAUCUUUAAGUCGAGCAUCAUCAUUUUCGUAGCAUCUUCAUCUAAGGUCACUUUCAAAACAGCUUCCAUUUUGAACUGCGAUAAAAAAAAAAAUCCUUUUUCAUCCUUCAAUUCAUAAAGUAGCAACUGAUCUUAAGAGCGUCAGGAGGGCUUAAGAUAUCUAGAAUUAUAAGUCUGUAUAUAUAAAUACUUCAUAAAUAUUCAAAACUACUUAAAAAGCGAUAAACGGUACAUAUAAGCGUAACAAGUCUUUAUUAUAAAAUAAGCAAAAAUAUCGAAAUUAUCUCCCAAGUCUAUAAUAUUUUAUAGAUAGAAAACAUAUCUAACUUAACAUUCAUUAGCAUCAAUAACUGACAAAAAAUAAGUUAAAAAAAUCUACGAUUUAAAGAACUGUAAAAACAUUUUAAAGACAAAAACGAAGGAUAGAAACGGGCAGUAAAAGACCCUUCUCAUGGUGCCAGUUGCACGAUAAAAAAAAAUUGCCCAAAGAGGGAAGGAUUCAAGUCGCGGGUUGUCACGCAUACCACGACCUAUAUAAGGUUGGGUGCCGGGGAUCACUGCAGGCACUCAUGUGGAGUCGGGCCGGGUAACUGGUGGUUUGGGUGGCACUCGGGCUUGGUGAUAUUGGCAUUACGGUUUCGUCAUCUUCUUUCGUUACUCCUGCUCGGCACACGAAAACGAAACAUUAGUCUAGCUCUUCCACUGGCCUACUAAGAAAUCACUUUUGAAACCUGAUUCUUUCAAGACUUCGUUUAAAAAGAUUUCUGCAACGACAUGACGUGAGAAUCGUUCUUCAGAUAGUACAAAUAGAUUAUAUUUUUAAUAUUCAUUAGCAACGUCAAGUCUCGAAAAAAAAAAAUUAAUUGAUAUUGCAUAGUCUACGGUACAAUUAGAUUCUUCUAUGCAGACGAUAAUCUUGAUAAGUGCACAAGUUUUGUUGGAAAUCUGGGAACUACAUUGUCAGGAAACAAAAUAAAAUCAUCGGUACAUUAUCCAAAACAGUGAAAAUAUUGCCCAAGAUUAAAAGAAAAACAGCAUUGUACAACGCCCAUAUAAUAAAAAGACGCUGGUGUAACAUCGAAGAACACGUUAUCAAAUAGCAUUGCAACAGUUGUUCUUGCAAUUUUUUUUUCAUUUGUUGACAGUUACGGUGCACCUGUACCUGAAAAAAGAAAUCAAAACACCGGUUUUUCACAAUCCACCGACUGUUACACGUGGGUCCCCAUCCUUUCCCCCGUAUCCCUCCGCCAGCGAGAGCGUUUAACCGGUCUACCUUAAUCAUCUUUCUCCUCCACCAACGCAAGAGCCGAGAGAGAAGAGCGGUUGAGCUGGAAACAGCGUCUCAGUCCAACGUUUGCUCGCCUGGCCUUCGGGUUGUACCACUCGUUGGGCGGAGCGGCAACGUUUUCUCACAGACUCUCACUUUUUUUCUCGUUCUUAUAAUCUCUCUAAUUCCCUUUUCCAUAAAUAAUUAGUGGUUAAACUACGACAAGAAGAAAAGUCAAAGAUAAUUCUGUGAGGCACCAACUUUCCAAGUGAUAACUGUAAGUGAAUUUGUGAAAAUACUGUUCGUUUCAAGGUUACAAUAUUGCGGUUUUGACUUUCGUCAUCGUCAUACUUUCGUAAGUGACCACAGGGACAUACGUGAAACUGAGUCGUUCAUUUUACCUGAAGAAUGACAUAUUAGUACAAAUAUAAGAAGCAAGUUUCUUGGAGAUACGAAAGGCAUAGGCUGAAGUGAGUUUGACGCGAGGCACUCUCAUACCCGCGUUUGACCAGGGCAGUGAGACACUUACGUCUUCAAGGUACUCGUUGGGUCUGGUCAGGAGGCACACCUCAUACCCUGUCGCAGGAUACUACAGAAGGACAGGGGGACGGUGUCAGUUUCGUAUUAGAGCGUGUUAUAGGUCUAGUGUCAACUUCCUCUCGUGGAAGUCCUUUAGGCUUAGAAAAUCAGACUUGAAAUCAGCAGCCCUUUUCCUGCAUCGCAGGACCUCAAGGGAUUCCUGUAAUAGCAAAGUGCCAAAAGUAGGACUUUGAGCAGAAGAUUUACAAAGAGCCGCCAAGAUGGUGUUGCAGAACCUGAAGCUGUAUCGCCUUCAGAGGCUCAACACAUUCCAACGCCUGAAUUCCAUAACCAUCCAGGACCCCAUCCCUGAACACAAGGAAAGAUGUUGCAUAUACCACAGCGGCAAUAUCAGAUGUUGCAUUUAUCACCAAGAAUUUGAAGAAGGAUGUGAGGGCGACAGCGGCAUUUCUGGAGCAGCUUCGGGCACCAGCAGCGCCAGCAGCAGCGUGAACAGCAGCCGCUCCAGCAGCCGCAAAAGUUCCGCCUCCAGCAUCUGUUCCUCGAGGAAGAGCUCCACCUCGAGCAUCUGCUCGUCUCGGAAGAGUUCGGCCUCCAGCGUCGGGGGUCCGCCCUCACCCGACGCCCUCACCGCAGCCAUGAGUGCGCCGGACGUGGUCCUCCAGCACAACAACAACAAUAACAACAACAACACCACCGCCACCACAACUCAAGCGGCUGAAACUAAGGCCGACCCUUCCUCCGAUGACCUGAAGUUGCUCGCUGCUCUCGAGGAGGCCAACAGGAUAAUCGAGACGGACUCCAAAUCUCUAAACUCCCUCUCGACGCAGUCUGUAGGCUCAGCCCCGGGAGCAGGUCAUUCUCGAAAAUCCUCCGACACAUCACAGAUCUCUGUAGCCUCUGGAGGCUCAGGAGGUUCUGGCGGAUCUUCUGGAGGUGGUUCGACUGGAGGCUCUCAGCUGCAAGAUCCCGAGGAGGAUUUAUGGGGAUUAUGGGGUCGUUUGGUCAACGACUGGGAGACAUGGAACAAGAAGAAGAGUAUGCAGCUGAAGGAGUUGGUGCGCAAAGGUAUUCCUCACCAUUUCCGAGGAAUUACCUGGCAGCUCCUCUGUUCUGCACAUAAUUCUCCCGAGAAGGGUAAAUAUGCUGAAUACCUCAGGACAACGUCAGCAUGUGAAAAGGUUAUUCGUCGAGACAUUGCUCGAACGUAUCCUGAGCAUGACUUCUUCAAAGAGAAAGAUGGUUUAGGGCAGGAAAGUUUGUUCAAUGUCAUGAAGGCCUAUUCCUUGCACGAUCGAGAAGUGGGUUACUGCCAAGGAUCAGCUUUCAUUGUUGGUCUCUUGCUCAUGCAGAUGCCUGAGGAAGAGGCAUUCGCCGUAUUGGUGAAACUCAUGCAGGAAUACCGUAUGCGUGAGAUGUUCAAACCCUCCAUGGCAGAGCUCGGUUUAUGUAUGUAUCAGUUAGAAUGUCUCAUCCAAGAACAUCUGCCAGAUCUUCAUGCUCACUUUACUUCGCAGAGCUUCCACACAUCCAUGUAUGCCUCCUCUUGGUUCCUGACAUUGUUUUCUACCACCUUGCCUCAACCUCUUGCGUGCCGUGUGAUGGACUGUUUCUUAGUGGAUGGAGUGGAAGUUAUAUUCAGAGUGGCUCUCUCUUGCCUUACAUUGAGCAAGGAGGACUUGUUUUGUAUGGAUAUGGAAGGAAUGCUCAAGUAUUUUCAACGUGAUCUGCCCGCCAAGUUCGAAGCAGACCCAGAAUGCUAUUUUUCUUUAGCAUAUUCUUUGCGUUACAAUGCCAAAAAGAUGAAGAAGAUGGAGAAGGAAUAUACUGCUAUGAAAACCAAAGAACAAGAAGAGCUGGUAGAGUUAAAGAGAUUAAGAACCGAGAACAGAUUACUGCGCCAAAGAAUAGAUUGUUUAGAAGCAGAAUCAUCUGCUCUAGCAGAUCGACUCAUUCAGGGUCAAGUUUCCCGAGCUGAGGAAGCUGAACAUAAUUUUGCAAUUAAGAGGGAACUAGCUGCUCUAAGACAACAUGAUGGAGAAACCAUGGAACAUCUAAUGGAUGCCAGAGAGAAGAUAAGGAAGCUAACUGGAAUGAUAGAAGAGAAUUGUUCAUCGAGAGAAUCCUCGUUGGCAGAGUUAAUGAUAAAAGAAGAAGAACUUAGGCAAAAGGAAGAAUUAGUCAAAUGUCUACAAGAAGAAUUAGUUCAGGUAAGACUAAAAACUGCAGAAGCAGAAGCUCUAAUUCGAGAUCUUAGAGCAAGAAUACAGGAACUAGAAGAGGAGCAGAAGAAAAUGAGAGAAGCAACACCUGACCACUCAGUGGCUCACCUGCAGGAGGAAUUAAUUGCUGUGCGACUAAGAGAAGCUGAAGCUAAUCUUGCCUUAAAAGAUCUUAGACAUAGAGUUCAGGAACUUACACAGUUGUGGACAAAGCAUGUACAGGAUCAUCAUGGGGACAAGAGUGAGGCAGCUAAAGCAGAUGCAACUAGUACACCAAGCAAGAAACUGGGUCUUUUCUGGGAUCGCUCAAAUGAUGCUGCCAAGUUAGAAGAAGAACUUAUGACAACCAAACUUCAUGAAACUGCAGCUGUGGCUGAGCUCAAAGAAGCAAGAUUAAAGGUAAUGGAAUUGGAGACUGCUGUACAAGUGUCAACAAAUCAAAUGAAGAGACAAGAGGAAGAAAACAAAAGAUUGCAGGAGACUUUAGAUGCAGCUGAAGCCAAUAUUCGUACAAUGCAAUCUCAAUUAGGUGACCACAAGAGAAAAUAUACAGAUCUUGAAAGCCAGAUGAAAGAGGAGAAGAUGCUGGCAAGAAUUCGAGAGGCUGAGAAAUCUCAGAGCCUAGCUGAAUUAACACAAAAAAUUUCAUCAUUAGAAUUUAAGAAUCAGGAACUAGUGACUGAGGGUGAAGUGUCUCGAGUUGGUGGGAGUGACAGUGAUCAGGUACCUAGACUGCAAGACAAAAUUGCAGAAUUGAAGUCAGAGGUUGCUCGUCUAACUGCUAUCAAUCGAAGAUUGACUCGCACUGUAAGCAUGCAGAGACUAGACAUAGCAAGUGGACCUGAAUCCGACAUUGAAGAUGCAGAGGAUCUUAGAUUACAUUUAGAUGAGGCAAUAACAUCGCCUAAAAAAUUGGAUUCUCCAACUAAGGAGGAAAAUGGACUUUUAGAUUUUAAAGAGACCAGAAUGAGGAUACCUUCUGUUUGUAGUGAUAGAUCAACGCCAUCACCAUCUAGAGAAGUGGUGCACAGAAAAACUUCACAGACACUAGCUGAUGCUUUCCUCGAACAGUUACCUGAAGUAAAAAAUAGUGAUGAUGCAUAUCAAAAUGGCUCUGCGUCUCAUGAGGAGAGAGAAGCUUGCUCGUAGUAAGUCUUCAUCUUGGCUUCCAUUUUAGGAGCCAAGAAAGUUUCUCUAUCCCAUUACAUAGCGAUAUGCAACUUAAUGGAUGGACAGCUUUAAAACAUAACUAGGUUUAGACUUUUUAUUAUUGAUGUAUAUAAGUUAGGGAAAAAGUCAUUUAAUUAAUAUCAAGUAGUUGGUGAAUUUAAUUUACAAUCAGUUAAUUUAUCCAUGAAAGUCCUUUUGUAGGACAUUAAAUAAAUCAUUGGCAGAUAUUCUGGCAAGAAUAUUUGAUAUUCGCGUUAUUCAGUGGACCAUGUCAAUUUUUGUGUGCAUUUAUGAGCAUAUUUAUACUUUCAUAUACACACGAUUCAUGUGAAUUGUUAUUGUGAAAUAAGCAAUGCAAACCCUGGAAAAUGUAUUGCAUAUGGCAAGUGGAACUUGCUCUCAUUCAGAAGUUGGGUAUUUUUAUCAGAAGCCAAACAGGUACGGCUAGUCGUAGAAGCCCUAAUUAAAGUACUGACAUGAGUUUUUCCAAGCCAAUGUCAAUGUCUCCUUGUGUAAUUACUGUAAGACAAUAUGUAGAAAUGGAAGACUUAGACAUUAGAAGUGGAAAACUGAAAUAAGUAUCAGUUUAAAAUUUACAGUGGGUUUAAACAAUGACCAAACAGAAAAGUAGCCAUAGGACAUGAUGCUUCACCAGUAUAAUAGGCACAAUUGAUGUAAAUCUGUGAUGUUUAUCUUUGAGCCUUGAUUUUCUCUUUGCAGAAAGAGUUAAAAGAAACCAAAAUAUAUAUAUUUAUUUACUUAGGUUCCAGUUUUAUAUGUACUUAUGUUACUGUAUAUAUACCAAAUAAUGGUGUAUUUAGUAAUUAUUUUGAAGUAUUUCUGUAUAUUUUCACUUUCAAAUAUUACUCUAUAAAUCUUUAUGCAAUAUUUUAACUUUCAUUAGGCUAUUCAUCAUUCAUUUGUCUUCCUUCAUUACCAGAUAUAGGAGUGACAAUCACCAGGUGCAAUUCAUUGGAUCAUUUUAUAUAUCCAUAUAUAUAUAUAUUCUUUAACUCAUUUUAAUUUAAUGUAAAAUCAUAUAUUUAUAUUCUUUACAGAACUAACUUUUUUCAGACAUUUCAGAGGUGCUACAUUCACACAAGUGAUUGUGGGUUUGUCUUGCUUUAAGAGUCUGAAGUGAUGAAAUAUUCUUAGAUUCAGAACCUUUUUAUAGCCUCAGAUAGUUCAGUGACUUUUGUGUAAAUGCUUUUCAAUGAAAUCUGUAAGCUUCACAACAUUAGCUCCUGUAUGUUUGUGGCUUGAUCAUUUAUUACUCACAGUUUCAGAUGUAAUUUGCAAGCAUACUAGAUCUAUUGUACACAGGCACCCAUCACUUAGUAAUAGAAAUUAUCCAAUACUCAAUGAUUCUAUACUGUUUAAUUAUGUCUGAGAAUUAUUAUUAUCUGGCCUCAUUUUUAAGGUCACAUUUCCUUGAUGUAUUGAUUAGGUUCACAACAAACAUUUCAGAAUGUGCUGGAGCAGUUCCAAGGUAUUAUUAGAUGUAACAAGUCUGUUGGUAUGGAAAUUUUGAUAUCAGUGAAUAAGGAACCAUCAUCACAUUCCAAAAAGUAAAAAGCUAUCCACUGUGAUCAUGAACAGCAGAUAAACUGAAAUAAAAUGUAAACUUUA